GUGAAAGUGACAUCAGCACGUUGAUAUGUCAAUGCAUCAGUGAUUCAGUAUCGUAUCUUUUAAUCAUUAAGGCCAACCCAAGUCAAAAGUACCUAUCAGCAGUUUUAUGGACAAAGGCUACUAGAGUUCGAAAAUUGCAUACAUGUUUAAUACGGAAACAAGAGGUCAAAGUUGGUAGACAAUCAACACCGGCAAGCAAAACUAUGUCAAAAAGAUAUGACUUGUUAUUGAGAUUAUUGCUUGUUGGGGAAACUGGGGUUGGAAAAACUUGUCUACUAUGUAAAUACAUAAACCAAGAUUUCAUCAGUGCUCAUAUAUCUACAAUUGGUAUUGACUUCAAGAUGAAAACAUUACAGAUUAAUGAUAGAGUAGUUAAAGUUCAAAUCUGGGAUACUGCUGGUCAGGAAAGAUUUGAAUCCAUUACAAAACAGUUCUACAGACGUGCACAGGGUGUUUUACUUGUGUACGACAUGUCUAGUAGAUCUUCAUUUGAAGCUAUACCAAAGUGGCUAGCCCAUGUAGAACAGUUUUGUAAAGAAGAUGUUAGUGUGAUGUUACUAGGAAAUAAAUGUGAUAGAGAGGACAGGAGACAAGUCACAACCAAAGAAGCUAGUCAGUUUGCCAAAGAGCAUGGAAUAAUGUUUAGUGAAACAAGUGCUAAAAGUAGUAGCAAUCUAGAGAAGGCAUUUCUAGAUAUGUGUACAGACAUCAUAGAAUCACAAGAACAGCAGGCAGCUGAGUCAAGAUCCAGUAUAAGUUUGGAUGAAGAUUCUUCUCACUUUGAUAGUCAUUCUGAUUCAUCACAGCUCCUAUCUGAUGGUGGACGUAAGAGGUGCUGCUGAAACAUACUGUUGGUUCAAUGCAGAAUGUGUCUGACAGAAGAUAUUGAUGUAACACUGCUUACUUAAAGUCUGUUUGAAGCAAAAUCAUAACAAAAAAGGUUUCUUAGUCAUUUCAUUCACAUUUUUGUUAAUGGAGCUGUUUUUUGUUUUGUUUUUAUACUGUUAAGUUUUUUGAAUGAAUUUAUAAUCAGACUUAAAAAGUCAUAGAUAAAAUAAAUUCAUUGAAAUCCAUUUUUUGAUGCUGCUACUAACAACCAAUCUCUUAAUGUGUGUUACUUCAGGUUAAUGUGACUUUCAUGUGCAUCUUUUAUUGAUUCUUUUUGUCAAUCAAGCACUGAUCCAUGCAGAACAAAGAAGCUAGUAUUCAGAAUGCUGUGUUUAUGCUACUUUUUUUAAACACCUUCUUUUUAAAAGAUUUUUAUAAAAUACUCAAGUGAAAAAAACUCCAAAAAAAAGACAAACAAAGUUUGGUAAGGGAAUAGCGUUUUUCACUGUUUCAGUUGGGUAUACAAGAAGUUUAAGUUUAAUUCAUUUGAAUUAUGGUAAAAAUGCUCAAAAACUUUUAUGGUUAAGUUGAAAGUUAGAACUACAUUAUUUUAUGUCGGAAUUACAAAUAUGAAAAUAAUUCUCCCAAUUUCUUUUCUUUUCUUAGUAUUGAAUUAAAAGAAUAAGUAAAUUAUAGUCAAGUACAAAUAAAUAGUUUGUGUGGCUAUAGAGAAAACUAGAUAUUCAUUAACAUAUAUGUAUAAAAUACUUCUAUAAAAUGAGGAAAAUAAAUUUACUGUAUAGAUCUCCAUUCAAAUCAAAAUCAUAUGGUAAUGAAUUGACUACAAUAAUGUACAUAACAGUUUUAGCAGACCUUCUCUUUAAUAUUUAUGGAGUUUAAAAAGGUCCAACUUCUGAGACUUUUUUUCAUUUGUUUGUAAAUGUCAAUUACCAUGAUAUGGCCAGUGUUAUAAGGGUGCAGGGACUAGAAAAUUGUGUUAAAAAAUGUAGUUGAUUGUUUUAUUUUAUGCUUUUCAUUGCACAAUAAAUUAAAUUCAAAGCUUUUUAGAUAAUUUCUAUUAUGGUAAUAACAACAAACUUACGGAUGUACUUAGGUGAAUUUAAGUGAAAAUUAGGAAAUUAAGAAAAUAAAAUUGAUACUAUAAGCUGGUAGAGCAUCAAUUAAGGAUAUAGAUAAGCUAAAAAUAUUGAUAGGUCAUGGACCUCUUUUUUGAGAUAUUUGAGAUUUAGAAUAUGGCGGGAAAAGGCUGACUCAGACUUUUACCUUAUAUUUACAUUGGUAUUAUUUGGGUCUCAAAACGAAAGAAAGAAAAUCCAGAAUCUUCUAAAAAAAUUUCAUGAGCUAUUAAGUCUUAUAUGAAAAUAUAAAUGGGUGUUAUGGGGCAAAAUAUUUUACAUUGUAUUUUAUGGAAAAACACCAAGGAGGUGGAACAUUUGACACAAAUUCCAAGACCUCACCUAAGUUCAUCCUUAAGUCAUCAGCUAGUUUUUAUUUUGUUAACUGAUUGUUUGAUCAAAAUAAAAGUACAGGUUAUUAUUGUAUUUUGUGUACUAUACUUUGCUCUUUUGGCUGCUUUAGCAGUUUAGAUAAUGUGCCGUUAACAGCAUUUCAUUUUUGAUAAACUUCAUUUUUUUUUAUGUCAAAAUGAAUUGGAUGCAUAUUAUAUGAUAAUUUUUCUUUUAAAAAAAAGUCUUUUAUCUUGAUAAUAAUUAAUGCUUGAAUGCUAUUAUUCUUACCCACAUGACAUUGUAUCUAUAAUCCAUAAUUUCAGUAUUAGAAACAUCCAUGACUGUUUAAGCUGUAUUGGUUUUUUCUUUUUUGGGGUAUUUUGUGUCUUUGUUGGUUUUUUUCUAACAAACAGACUUGGUAUUUUUUCACAUUGACUCAUUUUCACAUAUUUCGUAAAUUUUUGUUUUGUGAGCUAAUGAAAGAUUUAUCUCUUUAUAUUAAUUUUAUGUACAACUAGUUACAAUUUAAUGUCAACCUUAUAUAAUAUUCAGAUAAAUAUCAUAAAAGUUAAAAUCUAUCCAUACAGAAUUAAGGCUUAUAUAGGGUAUAUGAGAGUUAGUUAUCCAAUUGAAUAAUUGGUAUUGUAUCUGAAAUAAGUAUUCUUUUGUGCAUCUGCACAAACCGAAAUAUUCCAAGGUUUCAGAUAAUUGGAUUUUGAUUUUUUGAAAAUCUUUGUUUCUCCAUUAUUUUGAGAAGUUUUCCUAUUUUAUGCUCUGUUCCAAUAAUGUAGUAAAAACAUGUUAUAAGUAGUUAUUACAGAUGUUUUCUAUUUGUUUUCCUUGCACAAAGAAGAUGUGAAGAGACAGUUUGUGUUUCCAAAAUGCUGAAAAUUAAACAUUAAGAUUUGUUUUCCUUUUGACUUUAUGAGAACAGCAAUAUCAGAUUUUUUUAAUUUUUAAAGAAAAAACCAAGUUUUAGCAAUUGUGUAAUAUUUACAUCCUAAAAAUAAAACCUACAGGGACUUGGGAUAUGCACUUGAAAUCUUUACUUAGGAAAGGUGUCAAAAUAUUAAUUUUUACAUUUAAAUUGCAGUAAAAUUCUUAAAUUGCCUUUACAGGUAGACUGCGUUCACAGGGUAUACUCUAUGUUUUUAUGGAUCCAUAUAAAUUGCAUAUUUAAAUUUUUUGUUUUAAAUGAUUGAUUUUAAAAUGGAAAUCCUGUCAAUACUUACCACCUUUAGUAUAUAUAAAAUAUCCUAGAAAAAAACAUGAACACAUAGUUAACAACACAAGGUUUUUGUUUCAACCACAUUCAAAUGUGAUGAAAUUUGAGAAAUGAUAUGGUAAUCUUUGAGGUUUAUUUUUCAUUCACUUUAGAAAAUAAUAUAUUGGAAUGAAGAAUUUAAGAUUUAAAGAAGAGUAUUACUAUAAAACACAAUAUUUGGUUAUUGUCACUUGGGUAAGUUUUUAGCAAAUGGAAACCAAUAGAAGUAUGAAGAUUUACAUUAAAUGGAGUAAAAGAAAUAUUCCAAGAAAGAUGAUGAGUAAUUUAUAGUGGAAUUUACUUUCCAAAAAAAUAUUUGAAGCUAUAAACAUUCAUGCAUAUGUGUUAUGGAAAAUGUUCUUACUUACUUUAAGUAUUCAUGAAAAUAUCUUUAGAGAACUCUCCUGACACAUGUACAUGAAACCUGUUUGAUGUUGCCCAUUAUUUGAUGAUGAGUGAUAUUGUUGAUAUGCCUUAUAUAUUAUACAUAUGCUAGUUAAAUGUAAACACCAUUGCGCACAAUUGUGAUAUAUAUAUUUGCAAAUAUUUUUCUUGUUUAUAUUUUAUAUUAUAUUUAUUAGUUAUUCAUAUAAUCAUAUUGUUAAAUAUACAUUCAUAUUGUAAAAUAUACAUACAUAUUUAUUUUAUACAUUCUUAAGUGCCUAUUACAUGUAUACAUGAUUACUGCAGAACCAUGAAACUCAUGGAUACAACUAGACUUAAAGGCAACAGUAGUAUACUGCUGUUCUAUAGUCAUUAAUCGAAAGCAAAAACAAAUCUAGGUCACAAACCAAAACUGAGGGAAACACAGCAUAUAUAAGAACAACAGAAACACUGAACUGCAACACAAACAAAUGCCAACAUACUUAGAAAGGACUAUUUGAUAACGACAACCAUAUUUCUGAAGGGGUACAGGCAAUUUUAAAAAGAAUGGUGGAUUGAACCAGGUUUUAUGGCUAACUAAACUUCCCAUUUACAUGGCAAGUAACCAGAUCUUAAUUUUCCACAAGUUUAUUAAGUCCUAAAAGUUCUGCUCAAAGUAAACAUCAUGUAACAUGAAUCUCAGUGAUUUGUAUUUCAUGUGAAUAUCAGAACCAGUUUAAAAUGGACAUAUUUUUAUGUACCAUAUAAUUAAUUUUGUACAACCAUACACACAGUUACAGAAACCAAAACAAAUGAGAUAAGAAUACCCUCUGUUAUGUGACCUUAUGUCACACAAGGUAUAAAGAGUAAUAAAGAGAGUUAGUUUAUGGUUCUGCAGUUGUCGCUCGUUGCUUGCCUUGUGUAUUUGCAAUUUAUGUUUUAUUUGUUAUAUUUAACUUUACGCAAGUUUUCAAUUUAGAGAUAUUAAUUGUCUUUGUAUUGUUAAGUUUUUAUUGAAAUAUUCCAAGAAUAUGUCUUAUUUGCCUUUUUACAGUUAUCAUUUGUUUUAUAAUUAAUUUAAGUCAAAGACUUGCAUUUUUAAAAUCAAAUUUAUAGAGAAUCAGCAUUUUCUCUGGUUAUCUAGUCAGCGGGACCAAUAUGAUAUAUUUUAUAAGAACACAAUGACUGCCUUUUAAUAUUUUAAUAUUUUGUUGUUUUAUUAUAACCAAUUUAUAGAAAAAUCAGUUUCAUAUUUAUUUCUUACAACUACAAAAAUCAUCUUAUAUAACAUCAUCUCUUGGUAUCUAUGAUGAGUUUAUUCAUUUGUAUCAGAAAUAUUUUAUUUACUGGCAGUGUCAAUUUUUUUUUAGUAAAUCAAGUACUGCAUUUAGAAAGUAAGUUUUAUUAUCAAUAAUCUGUUUAUUUAAAGUAUUUGUAUUUUAAUUUUUAGGGGAAAACUGCUAAUUUGCUUUGAAAGACAGUGGACAUUUUUCAUUAAUUGCAAAAUUUUGUGUUGUAAAAGAAUUUCCAUUUUGAAAUUUGAUGACUCCAAUGCAAAAGUAUGUUGCGUUUGAGACCAAUUGGUGGCUUUUGGCUGGUUCUAAUCUUUGACUCAUUCCUGGUUUCCAUUCUAUUUCAUAUAUCAUCAAAACAUUUAGUAAAAUUUAUAGAAAAAAACAAAACACCAGAUUGUUGAAAAUUUGCUUUGAUUGUUUUAAUCUUUCAGACUUUAUUAAAAUCUAACUCUUUUUUCAUGGUACUAAUGUUUAUAUUCCUAUUGCAUUUAAUGGUGGAAGGGAGUUUAAUUUAUUUAACAGGGUGAUAUAGCAUUUAUUUCAAAAUCAGUCAAUUGUGAAUCAUGAUGUUUUUAAUGAUUUCAUUAAUUCUGAAAUGAAGUUGAUAUGAAUUUGUUUUUAGUCACUUUGUAUUUUUUACAUUUUUUCAAUAUUUAUUAUCAUUUUUUCUGUGUGUUUUGAACAGAAUAGCUUUUGUUU
This is a messenger RNA of Mytilus trossulus (common blue mussel), 5918 nucleotides long. RefSeq names its product ras-related protein Rab-10-like. The transcript is spliced from 7 exons. Lineage: Eukaryota; Metazoa; Mollusca; Bivalvia; Mytilida; Mytilidae. Bases 204 to 842 code for a protein of 212 amino acids. The record is from RefSeq and is a predicted model, not a curated record. Gene Ontology annotation, molecular function: GTPase activity; GTP binding.